Molecule: messenger RNA, 2910 nt
Organism: Misgurnus anguillicaudatus (oriental weatherfish)
Lineage: Eukaryota; Metazoa; Chordata; Actinopteri; Cypriniformes; Cobitidae
Gene: mapk8ip1a
Product: mitogen-activated protein kinase 8 interacting protein 1a
Biological process (GO): regulation of JNK cascade; JNK cascade
Cellular component (GO): cytoplasm
Molecular function (GO): MAP kinase scaffold activity; JUN kinase binding
Source: RefSeq, a predicted model, not a curated record
CACGCGGAGCAGCCAGUCCAAGGAGUGUCAGGGUUGCACAGUAGCACAUUUUCCAUGGGAAGUGAGGACAUCCACGGCUUCCUGUGGCUGAUGUAACCCCCCCUGAGGACCUUCUGGAGGACAUUUCUGCAAGGAACCAGAACGCCGGGUUGGUGCUUGAGGAUAAAGUGCCAUAAUUGCCAGCCUCAUCGAUCCCCCCAGAAGGGUCCAACGCCACCCCGCCCUGCCCCGCAGAUGGUGCUCAGCCUGGCCAUGGACUCCAGAGAGGAUGGGGACAGCUGGAUGGAAGAACAGUGGGAGAAAUGGUUAACUCGUGACAUCAGUCUGAAUGAAUAUGACGAUGAUGACCUAUCAGAAGUGACAGAAAUCACUGAUGAGAAUGGAAGCACGCUCGACCACUUUGAUCUAGACUUUAAAGAUCACGUGACUCAGCCGGCCAAUGGGGCGCCGAGGAGCGGCCGGAGGAGGGGGGUGGUGGAACUGCAGACGGAGAUGCUCCACUUGGACCUAAUUGAUGCAGAGGGAGGAAUCCAGGAAGAAGGGGAGGAAGAGGAGAACGACAGGCGGCUAGAGCUCGUCGAUGCCGUGGAUGACAACCACAGAGAGGAACAGGGAGCUGGGCUGCCUGUCAUCCAGCCGAAGCUGAAGGAUUUCAUCCCUCCUGUCGCCAUGGAUACCUAUCGGCCCAAGAGACCCACCACCCUGAAUCUUUUCCCCCAAGUGCCAAGGACUCAGGAUACAAUAAAUAACAAUUCAUUUGGUGAUAAAGACCGGAGGAAAGAGAAGAAAACUCAUUCUUCAUCACCACACAUUAAGGGGGAUGUGGCGGCCAAACCUGAGAAGGUCGGCCUGACCGAUGGAGACAAAGUUCAAGGCAGGGCUGAUGCCAAACCACGAGGCCCCGCCUCCACCACGAAGAGAGCUGGAGCCAAGCAACAUGACAAAGAGUCUUUGAACAACCCCACCACAGUGGCGCCCAACACACAGGCGGUUAUGAGGGAAAAAUCCGGGCAGGUGAUAGAGGGCAUCGUUGACUCUGGAACCGUUUGCAAGGAAAAAGCCCAUUAUCACACCGUGAAUGGCUAUCGGGAACAAGUGCAGUAUCCUGUUGAGAAUGGGGGUCCAUGUGACCCAUCUGUUGACAAAAACAAGGACUAUCAAAUAUCAGAAGGAAAUGCCACGGAGGAGAUCCACCUCACGCCCGUCAACGGCGACCAGGAGCGACCUUUUCUGUCCCAGAGCAGCGACAGUAAUCGUAUGUCCAUCAGUUCGGACACGGAGUUACCUCCCCUUCACUAUUAUCCAUUAGCAGGUUGUGCAAACCCAUCUAUUAGUGAGGAGGAUGAGGUAUACCCACCUACUCCCCCUUGCAGGACUGUAAGUCUCAGUGACCCGGGUGACAAUAGUCAGUGGACUCAAUCUCACAAGUCCAAAGCGGCAAAAGAGGACACAGGGACUUCAAAGACCUCAGCGGUCAGCACGGACGCCUCCGGACUGACGUACGACUCUGUUAAGUACACCUUGGUGGUGGACGAGCAUGCUAAACUUGAGCUAGUGAGCAUCAAAGACUGCUACAAAGGAUACGAAAGCGACAGCGACAAUACCGUCUACGAGUCUGCCAUCGAUGAGGAUGAGGAAGAUCAGGAGGUAGAUGAAGAUGAAGGGUCGGGAGCGAGGAGCAUGAGGAGAGACACUUCGUGCUUGACAGACACCACCACAGACACCACCUCAGACAUGCCACGGUCCCGCAAAUUCAUGAAUGUCUUUGGGAAUGGACGGUCGCGAUUUUCUGGUGCUGAGUUCGGACACUUUUCAUGUGUUAUUAAUGGGGAGGAAAGAGAACAAAGCCACAGGGCAGUCUUUCGGUUUAUUCCUCGCCAUGAUGAUGAGUUGGAGUUGGAGACGGACGACCCCUUACUGAUAGAGUUUCAGGCUGAGGAUCUAUGGUGUGAGGCCUACAACAUGCGCACUGGAUCCAGAGGCGUCUUCCCUGCAUUUUACGCCGUCAAGGUUACAAAAGACGAAAACGCUAAAGAGGAUAAAGGUGAAUGGUUGGAUAAAUUCUGGGUGAAGUUCCUCGGUUCUGUUCAAGUGCCGUUUCACAAAGGGAAUGAUGUGCUUUGUGCCGCUAUGCACAAGAUUGCAUCAAACAGAAGAACAAUGCAGUUUAGCCCCCCCUCUCCUUGCAUUCUGGAAAUCAAUACAAGAGGAGUUAAAAUCAUUGUUCAGGAUGACUGUCGGACUUCUGGAAGGGGUGAAAAGUGUUUCCACUAUUUUCAGUUAAAAAACAUCUCAUUUUGUGGAUGUCAUCCGAAGAACAACAAGUAUUUUGGACUAAUAACAAAACAUCCAGCAUGUCAGAGGUUUGCCUGUCACGUUUUCUUUUCCGAAGAUACCACCACAAAGCUGGCCACAUCUGUAGGGAAAGCUUUUCAGCAAUUCUCCAAACAACACAUGGAAUAUUCCUGUCCGACAGAAGAUAUUUUUCUCGAAUGACCUUCCAGCUCUUCGUCUUUCCGCAUUAUCACAUACUAUAUGAGGUGUCGCAUGAUGGUGGUUUCAAGCCUCUUUGUAACGUGUCAUGUUAAUGAUAUAAUUUUGAUGUCUAUUUAAGACAAAUGCUAAAAUCAGAAAAACACCCAGUGUGUUUACGAAACAGAUAUUGGCUACAACGCAACUACGUUCGCCUCUUAUUACUUGAGUAUUACUGACUGGUGUAAAGCCUUAAAUACGUUCAAUGUGAUCUGUAAAAGAUGUUAUUGGUUAAUUUGUGCAAAGCUUGGUUUUGAAAUUGUUCAAAGCACAAUGUUUAAGGCAUUUAAAACAACACAAAGGAGAUUUUACAGCUGGAUCCAAAAUCAAGGAUUUGGUUUUCAAAGCUGAAACCAAAGCUAAACUGGACAUACUUUC